AAGCAUCAUCUAAUUCUUACACAAAGACAAAAAAAUGGACGAACUACAAGAAGAGGAAAAAGAUCAAGUAGUCAAAAUGAAGGAUAUUAAAGCUCCAACGACAUUACCUGCAUCGCCUGACAGUCUGGCGUCCUGGACGGCGGUAGCGGAGGAUGUAAUGGAAGACAUGGAACAAGAAGGAGACAACCACGAAGACGUACUAGAUGGUGAAAAUAAUCUCGACAUGGAACAAGAAGGAGAGGACAACCACGAAGACGUACUAGAUGCUCAAAAUAUUCUCGAUAUGGAACAAGAAGGAGAGGACAACCACGAAGACGUACUAGAUGCUAAAAAUAAUCUCGACAUGGAACAAGAAGGAGAGAACCACGAAGACGUACUAGAUGGUCCUCAAAAUAAUCUCGACGCCGAAGUAGAUAUUAAGGUGGAUACGCAAAAACACGUACAUGAAGAAACUUCGACUUCCUGUCGUGUGGGACGGGAUCUGGACAACGAUGCUGAAUUAGAGAUGAACAAUGGCGACGAUAAUAUCACCGACCCACACCCACCGGAGGCUGUAGGCGAGGAAGAGGAGAAUACUCGGAAUGGGCACCAGGUUGCUGACGUCGAAACAGAAGAUAAGCCCUUGUUAUUCUUGGAUCCAACCUCUUCAAAACUAGGUGACAACAUGCCGCCUGAUGCCGGAAGCAUCCCAGCUGCAUCUUCCUCGUCCACUCCGCCUGCAAAACCAGAGGCUGCUGAAGGUGCAACAGCAGAAGCUGACGCAGAGCAGGACAGCAAGCACGACUCAGAAGCGACCACAUCUCCUGAAGCGGGAACGGUUGUGGCGACAUCUCCACCGGUCGUGGAUGACAACGUUGCUGCUACUCCACCAGGUGUGGUAGAUGACCACGUGGUCAAAGGGCAGGGAAUCCACCUCCAUAGUACUCGUCCCGAAGGAGAUCACGUCGUGGUCAAAGGGCAGGGAAUCCAUCUCCAUAGUACUCGUCCCGAAGGAGAUAAAGCUUCGUGUGCUCGAACAAGGGAAAAGCUUGUCCGAUUCGCUUUGGAUAAAGAAGAAGAGAUCAGGAGUCAGUUAGCUGCAGCAUAUCAUGGGUCCUCUGGGGGCUGUAUCGCUAGAUGUAUAGCUCCACUGGUGGGACCAGCACUGGGAUCACAACAAGCUGUUAUAUCAACAUCCUCUGCUUCCAGUAAAAAUGGCAGCGAAGUCGAUCUUCUUCAUGCCAUAGAGGCCGAAUGGCUAGAAGUUCUUAGUAUUUGGGUUACUACGGCAGCACAGAGGGUGGCCGCAGAGUAUAGGAGUUGUUCUAGCGAACGUGAGGAGUUGGAAAAAGAGCAUUUGCGCAGCCCGCAUGAAGCGCUGCGCGACGCUUUAUCUGAAUUGGUAUCCAGGUUCCCGAAAAAUACCGAUCAUGUUGGGGUCGCAGACGAGCAGCCAGAUGUUUCAUCGUGUCAUAUUGAAGAUUAUCAUCAUGCAACAAGCUUGCAGGACGACUGCGAGGUCGUAGAAGCUGGGAAAAAAGAUCAACGUGGAGGGCCACCUAGUGCUCCUAGUGCUCCGGCAGCGGCUUCAUCUUCUUCAAGGAGUAACGAUAAUGUUGAGUCUUACACUUACAACACGACAACGACAACGACUAGUAGAACUUUCCGGCCACCACAGCAUGAGGAAAUGCCUGACGCGAGGACUCCACGAUUACGAAUUGCGAAUGAGGAGGACAAAAGAAACGACCAGGUCGUCACGAAAUGGAUAGAAAUCACGCCGGAGAAUAAGAGAAUUGACUGCGAAGAUAAAGGUAGUAGCACCAUGGAAGAUUUUGUCUUCGAUGAAUAUGCAGAGCUGCCGUUGGAUGGCAAGAUGGUCGUGGAUGCUUCAAUUAAGGCUCAGCUUUCAAUGGUCAUUGGGGUUGGUCACUGAGAUCGAAGAGGCGACCCCUUGAGAGAACAGGCGAAAACGAAGGGAAAGGGGAGAGCUUUGGAGGGGGUCCCUUCCGUUCAGAGUCAUGAUGACCAAUGAAUGCUGAGCUUUAAUUCAAACACAGGACCACACGACUCUGCAUACAACGGACCAAACGACUCUGCAUACAAGACUUCAGCACAAACACUUUUACCGUCCUGGCUGCGUCGCAAUCUAAAGAAGCAUGGACUGGCCACCCCCAUGCUUGUGCAACGCUAUGCCAUCCCUCCUGCUCUGGCCUCGCAUGAUGUGACUGGCGUAGCCAAAACUGGCAUUAAGGCUCGCGUUUGAAGACACAGGAUAGUUAGAUAGCGUUAGGGGGGGGCAGGCGCAGCCUCAGCCUCAGUUUCCUUUUUCUUGGAUUCUGUGGACACAAAAAAUAUGAUCGACGAUGAAGAUGAACUAUUUUUGCUAGCUCCUCUAAUGCUAGUGGAAAGACGUUUGCUUUUUUGAUACCCGCUCUGUGCUACUUGUACAAAAAUUGGGGUCACAUGGCUUUGAUUUGCGCACCAACGCGCGAGUUGGCACAACAAAUCAACACGGAAUUCGAGAAAAUAGCGAAGGGGUCGCAAAUGUACUAUAGGUUUUUUUUUUGCGUUUGAAUUUCAUUGUCAGACGAGGUAGUACUAGAUGUAGAAGAAUGUAGUUUUCCCGAAUGUGAAUCUUUCCUCAAGAACACCUUUCUUCAGCUAUUCCGUUUGUUUAGUCGGUGGCGAGCGAACACGACGUGACCAGGAGUACGCUCUACCAUGGGCCAAAGUCGUAGUUGGAACUUGCGGACGACUCCGAGACUUUCUCUUCACAACUAACGGCACGAAAUUGGAUGUCACAAAGUGCGGCUUUCUAGCCAUAGACGAAGCAGAUAAAAUGCUCGAAGAGGGCUUUCAGGAGACACUUAUGGCCGAGUUCCUUUCAGGCGGGUGAGAAUUAACGAAAAGGUAAUCUUGUUUCACCCUCAGUAUUGGGGUGGAGGUGACUCCUUUUGCUACGUAAGUAGCUACUCUAAAUCUUCUACAUCAGGCACUUCUACUUCUAAGUUGUACAACUUCAUCUACUUCUACCUCUACGUCUACUUCUGCCUCUACCUCUAUGCGACAUGAUAAUAAUUCCUGCCGCUUUUACUUCUUCUAAUUCCUUCUUCGAAAUCGUCUCUCGCAUCCGCAUCCCCUAUCAGACUAUGUUCUUCUCUGCCACCUGGCCAAAACAUGUAGAAGGCCUUGCCAGUGCUCUCCUUUGCGAUCACGUUGCGGGACGACGAGAAGGGCAAAAACAGCUUUUGUUGAAUUAUGGAGAGUGCAGAAGUUAGUUUUUACUUAACGACCUACUCCUACAAUCUAGUCCCGUCAGAUCAUUAUAUUUAGUGCUAGUCCAAUCAGAUCAUUAUAGAGACUCUCUUGUAGAAGUUUCAGUUUCUGUGUACAACUCAACUAGCUUCUACUUUCGAUUCAUUUCUAACAUGAAGUAGAACAAGACGAAGGGGUCGACCUGACCGUAGACGAACGGAUUCAGCAACAGGUUGUGGUGUGGGAGGACGAUUAUGGCAGUAGGGAUCUCCAGAAGAGGCGCCACAUGUGCAGCUACGUGAGCAGUGAGUUCGAGAAAAAUCCUGAAAGCAAGAUGGUUUUGUUCAUGAACGCAAAACGGGACGUGCAAAGCGUAGUGGAGAUGCUCGCGGAGUACGGACCCGAUGUCAAAGUGGUCAAUAUUAGCGGAGGUACUCUCUCAAGUCUCACCAACUAAAAAAAAUGAUGUUGGUCUUCUACCUAAGACUUCGUGACUAUCGACGUUAUGGUCUUAUUUUUACUUACAACUGUAGUUAAGUACUCCUUAUAAAUAUAUAAGUACAUAGAUUCUCAUACUCUUGAAGAUGAAGCCUGGAAGAUGAAGCCCGUAAGAAAGUCGUGAGUUUCUAUUUCUAUCUUCAUGAAGAAGAACACUACCGUUUCAAUUUCACCUAAGUGUAGUAAGUAUAGUUGAAAACACUACAUUCAAGACUCUGCUUCGAUAUUGAUGAGCCCACAAUUACCUCAUGGAGGAGUUCACAAUUUUUAGGCACUUCUGUGUCCUUGAUAUAGUUUAGUCUCCCAGAUAGUACAUGUAAGACUAGGUGAGACUCAUGCUAUGCUACACUACAUUCAGACUUUGUCUCUACGGGUGUUAGGAGCGACACUAUCAGGGGCAUACUAUGACAUGACAUGUGACACAUGACAGAUCUGAACCAAUGGCAGCGUUCCCAGGCCUUGUGGGAAUUCAGCAAUGGCGAAGCGCGCAUCAUGGUAGCCACUGACGUCUUAGCGCGUGGUGUAGACGUUUCUGGCAUCACGCAUGUGAUCAUCUAUGAAUUUCAAACCUUGGAGAAUUAUGUCCAUCGCAUUGGGCGUACUGCGAGAGGCCGUGACGCGAAAGGGAAAGCAUUGAUAUAUUUUUCGUAUUAUGCGAAAAUGCCAGAGAAUGCGAAAGGGUUGAUUGGGUAAUUUUCUUUAUACUCAGUUUUUCAUUUUUAUUUGCGGUUGCCUGUUUUUACUGUCCUUACUUCUAUCUCGGAAGAUUACAACUACGUACAACACAGAGAUGAAUCAAUCCAUCUACCCGUAGGUUUAGCCCUUCAAACAAUUAUCCAUGUUCGCAAAAACUACAGUAUGCUUCGCAGUGCGAACCAAGUGGUCCCUUCUGCGCUACAGCAAAUCGCGGAUGACGUUGAGAGUGGAGCCAAGAAGACGGAGAUUUGGCACAAUCGGCCAAAGUCGUGGUGGAUGCAGCAAUGGGACCUACUAGCUAAAAACGCUGAAGCCGGAUGCUCUUGGCGUGAUUUGGUUCCAGAAUUGAACGAGGAUGGGAGCUUCAUUAUGGAUUGGAUCUUGGAAUGCUGGGUCUGGGAAGAGUAGAAAGAGAAGAUGCUGGAGUUCUUUGUGCUUGUUGUAUUUGUCCCUGAUGAACAACAAUGAGUGCUGAUCCGAGCCCUCCAAGGGUUGGGACUCUGAUGGAGGCGCUUGUCGAGUCCCCACUUCGCUAUCCUUGGGAGAGGAGUCCCGCUCCGCGGGUUCACUGCCAAGCCAUCGGAAUGGCCCCAGCGGUCCCGCAGGGGUUGGGCGCUGUUAGGCUAGCAAAAUUUAUAUGAAAAACUGACGUGGUGGUGCAACGAGAAAAGUCCUGGUCUAAAGUUUGCGCUUGUAUUUGUCCCUGAUGAAGAAUAUGCGUGCUAGAUAGUGACUUUCUUCACCUACUUGUUAAGCUCCUAGGAGAGUUUAGUAGAAGCAAUGCCCGCUCCUAGGAGAGUUUAGAAGUAGAAACUCUGAUUGACUUCUAAUCCUUCGAACGACAGUAAAGGACUGAAAAAUCCUAUGCCGCGUCCAGGAGGAGACCCUCAGCAAAACAGUAAACAGCACGAUUCGUCCCGUAGAGAUGGAGGAAAAUGGGACGACAACUACAAUAAAGGAAGUAGAGAAGAGCGAGGCCGGAACGAUGACUGGUCUUCAUGGAACCGAGGCAACUGGUGGAGUACAAAUGUUAAGGCUCAACUUUCAAUGCUCAUUGGGGUUGGUCACUGAGAUCGAAGAGGCGACCCCUUGAGAGAACAGGCGAAAACGAAGGGAAAGGGGAGAGCUUUGAAGGGGGUCGCUUCCGUUCAGAGUCAGUGACCAAUGAAUGCUGCGCUCUAAAAAUGACAAGUGGGAGAAUUCAAAAGAUGACAAGUGGGAGAAUUCAAAAGAUGACAAAUGGAACAAUUGGAAGGAUUACACAAAGGAUGAUACUUCCGGAGGUCGUCGAUGGGAGGACCGAAACUCGUCAUCAUGGUGGAAAAACUAUGACGACAAGAACGAUGAGGGGGAUAACAGGCAUAAGAAAAAGUCGUGGGACGAGCAGCGUGAUCAAGAUGCAGAGACGCGCAAUACUUCCUCCAGUACUAUACUUACAUCUAGAGUUCUCGGAUUUGCACUACCACUACGUAUCUAUACGUUGUACAAAACGUACUCAUUAAAUCAUUUAAUCUUCUGCUUCUAAUUAUACAAAUACCUACAACUAGCGAGACCACUUCUUCUAGGGCUUUAAGGUCCUCCACCUCUUCACCAAUGACACCAUCCAGACUCGUCGUCCUCGUCUCGCAGUGUAAUGGAUGCGGUGGCUGGUAGGCGAGAAGAGACUGGUGCUACUCGAGGUCGUACCGAUUAUACCACAGGAGCUUCUUCUUCCUCUUCGACUUCAGGAGAAAGACAGACACCCUUGACGUCUCGAACAGUUGUGCAAAAAAUUGGAGAUUUAGAGAUAGCACAGUCUAGGACGGAGAGUGUCAGGAUUGUACAUCAAUGAGCAGCUAUAAGCGUUUUGCGGCAUCGCGGAGGAUAGCGAAUCAUGUUUUUGAAGUAGAAAGGAAGUAGAGAAGAGGGUAUCCAAAAGUCACGUAAUCACGAAAAACUGACUUCAUGAAAAUUUCCAAUGAACAGUCAUGUUCUUGAUGAUAUUUGGACCUGUCGGUCCCUCACCCUGAUUCAACAAUUCUAAGAAAUGAAGAACUUUCAUUCAUAGUUUACAAAAGACAGACACCCCCACAAACUACAAUAAUUAAGAUGUUAGGAUGCUCAUGUAUUGAUGAAGUAGUAAAACCUAUUGUUGAAUUUGAUUUUGCUCGUUGAUGAUCGCAAUGAUUUGCCUGACGAGAGUAGAUUAUCAAUGACAGUUUAUUAGCAUAUAGGACAUAUCAUACCCAAAAUCGAGUGACAUCAGGUUUACUAGUUUGAAAAUUGAUGAUCGAUCAGAAUCCCCGCAACGGCCACAUAGAUAUUACCACGACGCGCAUUUUCAAGUUCUUGUUCGUACAACAGACAUAGCGAAAGAAUAUUUUCAUCCUUUAUCCUGUACAACAACUACAUUGCUUAUAUGGUCAUAGUCAAGGACCCUCUAAUCCCACGCAUUUUCCACCUCAAUCUUGAUUGACCCACCAGCUCCAGCACAAUUAUCACUGACAGAAGGAGAAGUUACUACUACAAUUAAGAUUCGCUAAUGAGGGACCACUACAUCGGGC
Messenger RNA from Amoebophrya sp. A25, 6971 nucleotides. The record is from the annotation of a GenBank genome assembly. NCBI's taxonomy places the organism in Eukaryota, Dinophyceae, Syndiniales, Amoebophryaceae.